AUGAAUGUGGUGCAUCGCUGCACCUUCUCCAUGAUUUGGUGGGUUCCGCUCCUGCUUGCGCAUGUGAAGCCGAUCCAGGGCUUGUCGAACCUGGCCCAGGUUCGACAGAACACCAGCCUGGCGGGCCUCACGGGCCUGACGGGCAACCUUCAGGUGGAUGCCUUGAAUCUGGUCUCCAGCCAGUUCACGCAGGGCAAAAUCCUCGAUAACCAGCAGCAGAAGCCGACGAAGACCGGCACAUGGUACGGGACACUUCCAGACAACUUCAACGUCAUAAUUCGCUCUUUCUCUGUGGUGGCAGUUGCGGAGCUUUUUGACAAAACUUGGUUUGUGGCGCUAAUUUGUGCGAUGAACUAUGGCAGGAGCCGGGCUUUCAUUGGCGCCUAUGUGGCACUAGUCGUUCAUGUGCUGCUGGCAGCGGCGCUUGGCGUUGCAAUUGCUCAGCUUUUCUCAAUAACAGUCCUCUGCUUCACCACGGCUACCGUCUUCUUCCUUCUGGCUCUCGCUUACUUCGUCGAGUUUCUUCGAGCAGGUCAAGACGAAGAUGUCAUCCAGGGGCGAACAGAUGAAGCACAAGAGGCGUUGCAAGGCGCGGAUGAGAAGAAAGAGCAGGCUUGGAAGGACAUCAUCCUCCGGGUCUUUGUGGCCGUCUUCGUGGCUGAAUGGGGAGACAGAACACAAGUGGCCAUGGUGACGCUCCAUUCCUCGGCACCCUGGGUUCCCGUGUGCAUUGGGUCGAUGAUCGCCUUCCUUGUCCUCACCCUCAGUGCUGUUCUUGCGGCUUCAUUGCUGGAGGGUACGAAGCUGAGUGAAAAGCUGGUGCUAGGGCUGAGUGCCUGUAGCUUCCUUUUGUUUGCCGCCUUAGCCGUUCGAGAUGGCAUAUCGGCGAGCAGACCAUAA
Symbiodinium natans is the source of this 900-nucleotide messenger RNA. The record is from the annotation of a GenBank genome assembly. NCBI's taxonomy places the organism in Eukaryota, Dinophyceae, Suessiales, Symbiodiniaceae.